CUAAUUUCAAUUUUCAAGUCAUGGUUCGUAAAUAUUAUUGAAUUCAAUAAAAGUGUGUUUAGAAAUCAACACUAGUACAGAAAGAUUAGUCGUAUAUGAGAAUCUUACAGAAUAAGAUGGAAAAUAACGGUUCAUCCGACGGUGCAGACAGGACAAGAGAGGAAGCUAGUGAGGUGCCGCUUAUCGUCAAUGAUCACAAUGUGAUUGAUGAUUGGCUCGAUACUAACAAUAGUCAGCUGUCCCAAUUUCAGCAACAAAAUAAUUCUACCUAUACGCCUCCGGGAGUCUCAUUGGACUUAACGGAAUUUUUGUUGUUUCGCCCAAGGCCUGGUCCGAAUUCACUAGCAGUCAUUGAGGACGACUCGCGGAACGACUCACGGGAAACAGAUUUCAGCGGAGAUGGUUCCACUAGAAACAUUAUUAACACAGAAACUAAAGACGUAGAAGAAAAAGUUACCGAGGGUGAUGCAAAUGAAUUGGAAACGCAAAUCGACAGCGAAUCCGUCAAGGAAAAUGAAAUAGGAACGAACACUGUUAUCUUGGACUCAGACGUACCGACGAGCAAUUGGUCGCCCGGGGAUCCCCGACCAUCGACGUCGUCACUCAACUCGAUGCCGCGCCACAACUCCUUCAAGUCCACCACGACGAACAAUAGCAACAGUCGGAGUGCCCAGGACAAGCCCUACCCCUGCGACCUGUGUGAUAAAAGCUACACCCGAAAAUACGAUCGUACGCAACACAUGCGCGAAUGCACCGGGAAGGGGCCCUACCCCUGCGACCUGUGCAAUAAAAGCUACACCCGAAAACACGAUCGUAACCGACACAGGCUCACCCACAACGGGAAGAAGCCCUACACCUGCGACCUGUGCAAUGAAAGCUACGCUGACAAUCGCAAUCUUAAGCGACACAUGCGCACCCACACCGAGAACAAGCUCUACACCUGCAAACUGUGCGAUAAAAGCUUCGCCCGAAAAUAUAAUCAUACGCUACACAUGCUAACCCACACCAAGAACAAGCUCAAAAACCCUUGCCCCGAAUGCGGCCAACAGUUCAUCACGUUCGAAGAAAUGAUGAACCAUCGGCUCAUCCACACCGUCCAGAAGCCUUACAAGUGUCAACUGUGCGAGUACGCAACCCAUUGCAAAGAUGGGCUCAGCAGCCACAUGAAGACUCACUCUACGGACAGAGUCUUAGGCUCGUCGUCGUCGUCGUCGGGAGCAAUCCCAGCAGAACCUGUUCGUCAGGAGCAGCCCGAGGCAGCCCAGGCUCUAAUCGAACUCGCCGGCAACGAGACAAUUUUGCCUCGAGACCAAAUUGCACCACAAGUAGAUCAACACGAAAUGUCGCAGCCAGACCACGAUGGUGAACCCAUUGAACCAAGGUAUCACCUAUACCUGUGAUAUCUGCGGAAAGACAUGCACAAAAGAGUGAUCUCAAUAGGCACGUACGAUCAUCGACACAAGGUAUCACUCAAACCUGUGAUGCAUUCGGAAAUAAAUUCGCGCAUCAAGUCACUCUCCAAACCCACAUAAAGCAUUUACCUUCACGCUGCGAAUGGAAAGAAAUUUAAAAAAACCAAUCGCCAAACUCAUAUUAAUUCGAUGCAAAAUGGUAUCACUGAUAAGUUAUUUUAUGUGCGGAUAGACAUUGACACUGGGAGGAGCUCCGAAAACUCAAAUUUUUUUUAAUGAUGAAGUCUAAUUUUUCCAUUUAAUACUGAGGGGGACUGAAGCCUCUUCUUAAAUUUUUUUAUGAUUUAUGUAUACAAGAUAAAACGGACUGUGAGAAUAAUUUAUAGAGCAUGUAAACAGAUUAUGUAUAGAAUAUGUAAAUUUUAUAGAACAUGUAAAUUUUCAAAUCUAUUAAAUACUAAUUGCAAUGUAAGGUUUUAAAAUCUAAUUAAUUUGCUCAAAAACCUGGUCCAUAGGUUUUAUUCAACAC
Trichogramma pretiosum is the source of this 1941-nucleotide messenger RNA. Its product is annotated as zinc finger protein 184-like. Gene Ontology annotation, molecular function: DNA-binding transcription factor activity, RNA polymerase II-specific; RNA polymerase II cis-regulatory region sequence-specific DNA binding. The transcript is spliced from 3 exons. Gene Ontology annotation, biological process: regulation of transcription by RNA polymerase II. The record is from RefSeq and is a predicted model, not a curated record. NCBI's taxonomy places the organism in Eukaryota, Metazoa, Arthropoda, Insecta, Hymenoptera, Trichogrammatidae. Gene Ontology annotation, cellular component: nucleus. The coding region runs from base 96 to 1400 and encodes 434 amino acids.